Oncorhynchus gorbuscha (pink salmon) is the source of this 2424-nucleotide messenger RNA. RefSeq names its product zinc finger protein 234-like. The transcript is spliced from 3 exons. Gene Ontology annotation, molecular function: DNA-binding transcription factor activity, RNA polymerase II-specific; RNA polymerase II cis-regulatory region sequence-specific DNA binding. The record is from RefSeq and is a predicted model, not a curated record. NCBI's taxonomy places the organism in Eukaryota, Metazoa, Chordata, Actinopteri, Salmoniformes, Salmonidae. Gene Ontology annotation, biological process: central nervous system development; regulation of transcription by RNA polymerase II. Gene Ontology annotation, cellular component: nucleus. The coding region runs from base 844 to 2346 and encodes 500 amino acids.
GCAAAGGAGAAAUACUCAUUAACAGGGAUGUAAACAAAUGUGUCCACAAUUUGAGAGAAGCUUUUUGUGUGUAUGGAACAUUUCUGUUAUCUUUUUUAUUUCAGCUUAUGAAACAUGGGACCAACAUGAUUGGUGAAGGCAUUGUGUCAAGGAGCAGUGCGGCUUGGCAGGGUCGUGUUUCGGAGGACGCAUUUUUCUCCCCAAUUUCGUGAUAUCUAAUUGGUAGUUGCGGUCUUGUCUCAUCUCUGCAAUUCCCCUACAGACUCGGGAGAGGCAAAGGUCGAGAGCAAUGCGUCCUCCGAAACACAACCCUGCCAAGCCGCACUAUGCCUUCACUAAUCUGUCGGAGGAAACACCGUCCAACUGACAACCAAAGUUAGCUUGCAGGCGCCCGGCCCGCCACAAGGAGUUGCUAGAGCACGAUGAGACAGCUGUUAGAGAAUUGAAUGGUAAUUUCUCUACCAUAAGCCGCCUCCAUCGUUUUAGAGAAAUUUCAGCCUGCCAAACCCUCCCCUAACCCAGAUGAUGCAGGGGCGCGUCAGCACUGUGAUGCAGUGCCUUAAACCACUACACCACUCGGGAGGCCUUAUUUUUAACUUAUCUAAUUGUUAUCAUGCACCUGCAACAAGAUAGCUCUGAUGUGCAAGUGUAUUUUUGAAUGUUGAAAGUAAAACACAAGUCACCUCCUUCUCUCGCCCCUACAUCUGGACCCUUCUGGGAGGGAGAGGAGCCUGUCCACAGAUGCACCUUAGGAGGAUGAGGAGAGGAUGACUGGUAGGGUGAUGGAGUGGUAACCCCUGCAGCGUCUCAUCCAUCACCGCUUACCACUUCCAGACUGCGGCUAUGGUCUCCCUCUCCCUUGGUGCUGAGUCUGGUGGGGGCAGCUUUCAACUCCUUAAAAAUAUGGAAAAGGAUAGCUUUCAGCAUCAAAGUGAAGGUCCUCUCACUGGAGGCUACAUGAGCUUUGUGAAGCCAGCGGGACACAAUAUAUGGAGAGAUGACCAACCAAUCACUGUUGAUGAGGGAAGUGGAUCUUCAACCCAGCAUGUUAUUGUGAUAGAGUCUGCAGAUGCAGAGGCUUCUGGUUCUGGAGGAUCAUCUCAGGUCAAACAGGACAGGACUGAAGGAGACGACCCACGGCACAGCAGAGAUAUGAAGCUGGAGACUGGAGCAGCGGCUGGCGUGGCGCCCCUUGUAGCCACGGAGGACCUCGCCACCAUGACCCAUCCAAGGACCCGACGCAGCAUCACGGAGGUCAAUGGAACGCUGGACGCUGUCCUCAAGUCAGAGACAGACACCAAUACUUUAACUGUAACACACAGGCUAUUACACACUAGAUCUGACCACAGGUCAGACCCAGAGAGACUGGGGCUGAGGCGACUGAGCUGUCCUCUUGCUCCCGGCUCAGAGUAUUUACUUUACGGUAACCCGAGCCCGAUUCAUUCCCAUCGGGACUCAGGUUACGCGUUAGAGACGGGAAAUGAUCCGCCUUGUUCCUACACAACAGAGAUGGACCCUGACAACAUGCCCUUGGAUUUAGAAACACAGAUUGAUCAGUCUAGAGGGGACUGGAAUCGGUACAGUAGUAGUGUAUACUCUGAAGGGUGCCUAGAUAAGAAAGGGGAGGUUAUAGUGGUAGAUGAGUUGAAAGUGGAGGGCGACGCUCCUCUGACAUGGAAUGUAGACGAUACUCACUUAGGGGAAGGACACUCACAGGGCAGAGAUUUGUUAGAUUACAGGGAAAGCUUAGAGACAAAUCCAAGCAUCGAGACCCACUCCCCUUUACAUGCGCUCAGGGAUCGCGACCCAGUGUCCAAGUCGAUGGAUCAUUCCGAUUCACACAUUCUUUUUGAUCAGGUUUUGAACUCAAAUGACCAAGGGGCCAAGGUUUUGGGAGGUGAAGCAAGCAGUAGUAAAGAGAAGCGGUUCCUCUGCAUGUUCUGUAACAAAGGCUUCAGCUGCCUCCAGAAGGUGGAGAUCCACCAGAGGGUCCACACAGGGGUGAAACCCUUCAGCUGUACCCAGUGUCACAUGCGUUUCACCGAGGCUGGUAAACUGAAGAGGCACCAGAGGGUCCACACAGGGGAGAAACCCUUCAGCUGUGCCCAGUGUCAGAUGCGCUUCGCCCAGGCUGGGCACCUGAAGAGGCACCAGAGGGUCCACACAGGGGAGAAACCCUACAGCUGCCCCCAGUGUCACAUGCGCUUCGCCCAGGCUAGCAACCUGAAGAUGCACCUGAAGGUCCACACGGGAGAACGGCCGUUUGCCUGUACACACUGCGGGAAGAAGUUCUCAGAGAGGAGCUACCUCAGGAUACACCAGCAGAAAAACCAUUCCACUCUAUAACAUAGAAAGUAACCAUUCCACUUGAUCACUUCUGACAUGUAGAUCAAAUGCUGCAUUAAAGUCAAGGAUUCAUUUUCA